GGGAGGGAUUAAACUUCCACAUAAAGAGGGGUUGAGUUUGAGGAAGUGUAAGGCGGCACAUGAACGUUGUCAUAUCAGUUCACUGUCUCAAGAUGUUGAGGAUCAUGCUGUGUCUGUUGAUGGUGGUGUUUGUGUGCGCAUAUCCAAACGAGCUCAUAAACAACCAAGUUCCAGAACAAAAACUUGUCCACUGUGACAACUAUUACACCUGCCCUGAUGGCACCACCUGCUGCAGACACCCACAAGGUGUCUGGUUCUGUUGCCCAUAUUCUCCUGGCCGCUGCUGUCUGGAUGGCUACCACUGUUGUCCUUAUGGCUUCGACUGUGACCUGACUUACACGCAUUGUUUAAGACAGAACCUGAGAUAUCCUUUCACUCCUAAACAAGCUUUUUCAUCAGUCCCCGCCUCUCUUAUUUCUCCUCCAGACGAUGAAGCCAGUGCUCCGAAGACACCUAUGACAGCUCUAAUUGAAGCCAGUGGUGGUGCUGCCAACGCUGAAGUCAUCCGCUGUGACUCCAGGUUUUACUGCCCACAAGAAACAUCAUGCUGCAAGGAUGUGACAGGCCAGUGGAGCUGCUGCCCUUAUCCACUGGGCCAGUGUUGCAAAGAUGGACGGCACUGCUGUCAGUAUGGAUAUACCUGCGACCCCAGCUCCAUUUCAUGCAGGAGAUUCUACUCUCAGGUCCCCUCCGGCGACCGGAAACAAGUGCAAACAGUCUGAGGACACAUUGACAAAUAUUUGUGAUGAUCCGGUUCAUUGUCUUAUACUCAUUUCAGAUCAAAUCAAAUAAUAAUAACUGUGUGCCUGAAUUUAAAAAUGAACUGGCUUGAUCCAGAAUCACUCGCAUGGAUCAAUAAUUAGGUCAUUUGAUUGUUCCUAAUACUCAUAGUCUAUCUUGUUUUGAGUGAACAGUACUAUUUUUUCCCAUCUCAAGUUGUGCAGUCAAUUAAAUGCAUUAAAGCUGAAAUUAAAUGAG
This is a messenger RNA of Solea solea (common sole), 978 nucleotides long. RefSeq names its product progranulin-like. The record is from RefSeq and is a predicted model, not a curated record. NCBI's taxonomy places the organism in Eukaryota, Metazoa, Chordata, Actinopteri, Pleuronectiformes, Soleidae. The coding region runs from base 60 to 722 and encodes 220 amino acids. The transcript has 6 exons. Gene Ontology annotation, cellular component: extracellular region.